CGGGAUCGGAGACUGGGGAGACAUUCAAACAGAAUCACGCGUCUCGCCGUCGUCGUCACUCUGGGUGAAGAAGCAGAAAGAGCGGAACCGGCGGGCGGACUGUGAGCGGCAGUGCGCGAAGCUGCCGGGUCCUCGACUACUAUCUUCCUUCGUUUCUAUAAGUAAACGGCUGAGUAGCUCAAGCCAAAGCCAGCCCCUGCAUUCUCCGACUCUCCCCUCCGUCCCUCUACAAUGCUCGCGUCUCUCAGAAAGGCUGGCUCCGUCGCUCGUGCCGUCUCUGCCAGUCAGAAACGCUUCCUCUCUAUUCACGAAUACCAGUCAGUAAACCUGCUCAACUCGUAUGGCAUCCCGACGCCCAAAAGUAUCGCUGCCAAGUCCCCGGAGGAGGCCUACAGUGUUGCCAAGAGCUUCGGCCACAGCAACUUGGUGAUCAAGGCUCAGGUUCUUGCCGGAGGCCGUGGCAAGGGCCACUUCGACAGUGGCUUCCAGGGUGGUGUCCACAAGAUUGACAGCCCGGAGCAGGCUCAGGAGUACGCUGGCAAGAUGAUUGGCGCUAAGCUCAUCACCAAGCAGACCGGUGCCGCUGGUCGCGUCUGCAACGCUGUCAUGCUUGCGGAGCGCCGCGAUCCUUCGCACGAGUACUAUGUUGCCGUUUUGAACGACCGUGCGUCUCAGGGCCCGGUGCUUGUGGUGUCGAAUCAGGGUGGCAUGAAUAUUGAGGAGGUCGCGGCUAAGGACCCCAAUGCCAUCAUCACCACCCCGAUUGACUUUGAGAAUGGCUUGAGCCAACAAACUGCUCUCGACCUCGCUAAGAAGCUCGGUUUCAGCGAGGCCGCUCAGAAGGAGGCCGCGGGGAUCUUUGUCAACUUAUACAAGAUCUUCAAGGACAAGGAUGCCACGCAGAUUGAGAUUAACCCUCUGGCAGAGACGGCUGAUGGCCGCGCUCUUUGCAUGGACGCCAAGUUCGGAUUCGACGACAACGCUGAGUUCCGUCAGCAGGACAUCUUCGCCCUCCGGGACAUCUCGCAGGAGGAGCCAUCUGAGGUCGAGGCCCAGAAAGCUAACCUGAACUUCAUUAAGCUCGACGGCAGCAUUGGCUGUCUCGUUAACGGUGCUGGUCUGGCCAUGGCUACCAUGGACGUCCUUUCUCUCCACGGUGGCCAGCCCGCCAACUUCUUGGACGUGGGAGGAGGUGCUACCCCCGACACCGUCAAGAAGGCGUUCGAGAUCCUGCUCACCGACCCCAAGGUCAAGAGCAUCUUCAUCAACAUCUUCGGUGGUAUCAUGCGGUGUGACUACAUCGCCGAGGGUGUCAUCAAGGCAACAAAGGAGCUCUCUUUGGAUAUCCCCCUCGUCGUCCGCCUGAAGGGCACUAAGGAAGCUGAGGCCAAGCAGAUGAUCAAAGAUUCUGGCCUCAAGAUCAUUCCGUUCGAUGGUUUAGACGAGGCCGCCGAGAAAGCUGUCCAGCUUGCGGUCUGAGUUUCGGAUAUAUACCUCCAUAGACCCGAUCUUGAUGGCUGUUUUUAUCAGUAGCAUAUAACUUAUCAUUGGUUCUUUUUCCACUUGCCAACGCACGCGUGAAUAUGUCACAAGUAAAAUGUAUAGAAGUUACGGAACAGCAUACGACUACACUACUAG
Molecule: messenger RNA, 1638 nt
Organism: Coniophora puteana RWD-64-598 SS2
Lineage: Eukaryota; Fungi; Basidiomycota; Agaricomycetes; Boletales; Coniophoraceae
Product: succinyl-CoA synthetase beta chain SSC-beta
Exons: 10
Coding region: 232-1479 (415 amino acids)
Biological process (GO): succinyl-CoA metabolic process; tricarboxylic acid cycle
Cellular component (GO): mitochondrion; succinate-CoA ligase complex
Molecular function (GO): succinate-CoA ligase (ADP-forming) activity; metal ion binding; ATP binding
Source: RefSeq, a predicted model, not a curated record